This is a messenger RNA of Loxodonta africana (African savanna elephant), 4900 nucleotides long. It is a transcript of the gene PTCH2, whose product is annotated as patched 2. Gene Ontology annotation, molecular function: smoothened binding; hedgehog receptor activity; hedgehog family protein binding. The record is from RefSeq and is a predicted model, not a curated record. Gene Ontology annotation, biological process: negative regulation of smoothened signaling pathway. The coding region runs from base 296 to 3916 and encodes 1206 amino acids. Lineage: Eukaryota; Metazoa; Chordata; Mammalia; Proboscidea; Elephantidae. Gene Ontology annotation, cellular component: plasma membrane. The transcript has 22 exons.
CCUGGCGUGUAGCUCUGCUUGACGGCCGGCACGCGGUCUCCACUGUUCCUCUGGCUGCGGGCGACCCUCGGCGCUGUGAUCCGGCCGCACCGCCCUGCACGCCGCCCUCUCACGGCAGCCGCUGCACAUCGCACCCCGAGCUCACCGCCGCCCUCACCCACAUCCGCGCCUUUGAGGUCCCACUGAGUCCUGACGCCGGGUGGGCGGCGCAGGGGGACCAGGCCAGCACAUCCACCCUAUGGGGGCACCCAGAUAAUGCGGGUUGGGGGCGCCUGCACCCCCCAUCCUCGCCAACAUGGCUCGGCCGCCGUCCCUUGGGGAGCUGCCGCCCAGCUACACACCCCCAGCUCGAACAUCGGCUCCCCAGACCCUAGCUGGGAGCCUGAAGGCUCCUCUCUGGCUUCGCGCUUACUUCCAGGGACUGCUCUUCUCUCUGGGCUGCGGGAUCCAGAGACACUGUGGCAAAGUGCUCUUCCUGGGACUGUUGGCGUUUGGGGCCCUGGCACUGGGUCUCCGUGUGGCCAUCAUUGAGACAGACCUCGAGCAGCUAUGGGUAGAAGUGGGCAGCCGGGUGAGCCAGGAGCUGCACUACACCAAGGAAAAGCUGGGGGAGGAGGCUGCAUACACCUCCCAGAUGCUGAUACAGACUGCACGCCAGGAAGGGGAGAGUGUCCUCACACCGGAGGCGCUUGGCCUCCACCUCCAGGCAGCCCUCACAGCCAGCAAAGUGCAAGUCUCGCUCUAUGGAAAGUCCUGGGAUUUGAACAAAAUCUGCUACAAGUCAGGAGUUCCCGUCAUUGAAAAUGGAAUGAUUGAGCGGAUGAUCGAGAAGCUGUUUCCGUGUGUGAUCCUUACCCCCCUCGACUGCUUCUGGGAGGGAGCCAAGCUCCAAGGGGGCUCUGCUUACCUGCCGGGCCACCCGGAUAUCCAGUGGACCAACCUGGAUCCAAAGCAGCUGCUGGAGGAGCUAGGCCCCUUUGCCUCCCUUGAGAGCUUCCGGGAGCUGCUAGACAAGGCGCAGGUGGGCCAGGCCUAUGUGGGGCGGCCAUGCCUGCACCCCGAUGACCUCCACUGCCCACCUAGUGCCCCCAACUAUCACAGCAGGCAGGCUCCCAAUGUGGCUCAGGAGCUGAGCGGGGGCUGCCAUGGCUUCUCCCACAAGUUCAUGCGCUGGCAGGAGGAAUUGCUGCUAGGGGGCAUGACCAGAGACCCCCGAGGACAGCUGCUGAGGGCAGAGGCCCUGCAGAGCACCUUCCUGUUGAUGAGUCCCCGCCAGCUGUAUGAGCACUUCCGGGGCGACUACCAGACGCACGACAUUGGCUGGGGUGAGGAGCAGGCCAGCACCGUGCUGCAAGCCUGGCAGCGGCGCUUUGUGCAGCUGGCCCAGGAGGCCCUGCCUGAGAACGCAACCCAGCAGAUCCACGCCUUCUCCUCCACCACCCUGGAUGACAUCUUGCAUGCCUUCUCAGAAGUCAGUGCCGCCCGUGUGGUGGGAGGCUAUCUGCUUAUGCUGGCGUAUGCCUGCGUGACAAUGCUGCGGUGGGACUGUGCUCAGUCCCAGGGUGCCGUGGGCCUGGCCGGGGUGCUGCUGGUGGCCCUGGCCGUGGCCUCAGGCCUCGGGCUCUGUGCACUGCUCGGCCUCGCCUUCAAUGCUGCCACCACCCAGGUGCUGCCUUUCUUGGCACUGGGCAUCGGCGUGGAUGACAUAUUCCUGCUGGCACAUGCCUUCACAGAGGCUCCACCUGGCACCCCUCUCCAGGAGCGCAUGGGCGAGUGUCUGCAGCGCAUGGGCACCAGCGUCACACUCACAUCCGUCAACAACAUGGUCGCCUUCUUUAUGGCGGCCCUAAUACCCAUCCCUGCACUGCGGGCCUUCUCCCUGCAGGCAGCCAUAGUGGUUGGCUGCAACUUUGCAGCCGUGAUGCUUGUCUUCCCAGCCAUCCUCAGCAUGGACCUGCACCGGCGCCACUGCCAGCGCCUUGAUGUGCUCUGCUGCUUUCCUAGCCCCUGCUCUGCUCGAGUGAUUCAGAUUCUGCCCGAGGACCUGGGGGAUAGGACGGUCCCAGUGGGCAUUGCCCACCUGACUGCCACAGUUCAAGCCUUUACCCACUGUGAUGCCAGCAGCCAGCAUGUGGUCACCAUCCUGCCUCCCCAAACCCACCUGGCACCCCCACAUUCUGACCCAUUGGACUCUCAGCUCUUCAGCCCAGGAGGGUCCACACGGGACCUUCUAGACCAGGAGGAGGGGACAAGGCAGAAAGCGGCCUGCAGGUCCUUGCCCUGUGCUCGCUGGAAUCUUGCCCAUUUUGCCCGCUAUCAGUUCUCACCCUUGUUGCUACAGUCACACACCAAGGCCCUGGUGCUGUUGCUCUUUGGGGCUCUUCUGGGCCUGAGCCUCUACGGAGCAACCUUGGUGCAGGAUGGCCUGGCCCUGACUGACGUGGUGCCUCGGGGCACCAAGGAGCAUGCCUUCCUGAGCGCCCAGCUCAGGUACUUCUCCCUGUACGAGGUAGCCCUGGUGACCCAGGGUGGCUUCGACUACACCCACUCCCAACGCGCCCUCUUUGAUCUACACCAGCACUUCAGUUCCCUCAAGGCCGUGCUACCCCCACCAGCCACCCAAGUGCCCCGCACCUGGCUGCACUAUUACCGCAACUGGCUACAGGGAAUCCAGGCUGCGUUCGACCAGGACUGGGCUUCUGGGCGCAUUACCCGCCACUCCUACCGCAAUGGCUCAGAGGAUGGGGCCCUGGCCUACAAGCUACUCAUCCAGACCGGGGAUGCCCAAGAGCCCCUGGAUUUCAGCCAGCUGACCACAAGGAAGCUGGUGGAUGAGGAGGGCCUGAUUCCCCCGGAGCUCUUCUACAUGGGGCUGACUGUGUGGGUGAGCAGUGACCCCCUGGGUCUGGCAGCCUCGCAGGCCAACUUCUACCCACCACCCCCUGAAUGGCUGCAUGACAAGUACGACACCACGGGGGAGAACUUUCGCAUCCCAGCCGCCCAGCCCCUGGAGUUCGCCCAGUUCCCCUUCCUACUACGCGGCCUCCAGAAGACAGCGGACUUUGUGGAGGCCAUUGAGGGGGCCCGAGCAGCCUGCGCGGAGGCAGGCCGGGCCGGGGUGCGCGCCUACCCUAGUGGCUCCCCCUUCCUCUUCUGGGAGCAGUAUCUGGGCCUCCGGCGCUGCUUCCUGCUGGCCGUCUGCAUCCUGCUGGUGUGCACUUUCCUCGUGUGUGCCCUGCUGCUACUCAACCCCUGGGUGGCUGGCCUCAUAGUGCUGGUCCUGGCAAUGAUGACUGUGGAGCUCUUUGGCAUCAUGGGCUUCCUGGGCAUCAAGCUGAGUGCCAUCCCCGUGGUGAUCCUCGUGGCCUCUGUAGGCAUUGGUGUCGAGUUCACGGUCCAUGUGGCCCUGAGCUUCCUGACCGCCCAGGGAAGCCAGAACUUGCGGGCCGCCCAGGCCUUGGAGCACACGUUUGCCCCCGUGACCGAUGGUGCUGUCUCUACAUUGCUGGGUCUGCUGAUGCUUGCUGGCUCCAACUUUGACUUCAUCGUAAGGUACUUCUUCAUUGUGCUGACGGUACUCACCCUCCUGGGCCUCCUCCAUGGGCUUGUGCUGCUGCCGGUGCUGCUGUCCAUCCUGGGCCCGCCACCAGAGGUGGUACAGAUGUACAAGGAGAGCCCAGAGGUUCUGAGCCCGCCAGCUCCACAAGGAGGGCUCAGGUGGGGGGCACCUCCCACCCUAACCCAGGGCUUUGCCAGAGUGACUACCUCCAUGACCGUGGCCCUACACGCGCCCCCGCUGCCUGGUGCCUACAUCCAUCCCACCUCUGAGGAUCCUGCUUGGUCCCCUGCUGCUACCCCAGCUGCUAGUGCCCCUGACAACCUCAGUUCUAGGGGGCCGUGUGCAGCUACUGGGUGAAAGGGCAGCUGAAGCCUGGAGACCCUGCUUGGGCCACACAUAGUCCCUGGAAAGCAAUGGCUGGGGUAUUGAAUUCAGGAUGGACCCCUGAGGGGUCCCGCUGCAGCUGCUGCUGUCUACAUCACCCCCACCCCACACCCAGCCAUCACAGAUCUCCUCAGUACCCAUGCAAAACAGACACCCCGAAGCUGAGCAGCCCUGUACAUCCCAGGGACUGUGUGUAUAAAUGUGUCUGUCCCCACCUAGGGGUGAAAGCCUGGAUGUGAGCAGAUGUGAGCAUGUGUGGAAGAAGUGCCUGGGCCGGUGUCAAGCUGUAGGGGUGAAAGCCAGCACUUGAGGCUGCAGUGCAGCCUGUCUCCCCACUUCACCCCCACCCCCACUGCUGCCCUCCCAGCAGACUAAGCCUGAGGGGCCCAUUAGCACCCUGUACCACUCCCGGCCGCCACCCCCCGCCUCGGUGACCUCCCCCCAGGGUGAUCUCUCUCUAUCCCUGUCCACCUUCUAUCACAUAAAUUAUUUAUAUGAAGAGGUUUAUUUUUGUAGUUUGUAUAGAUGUUAGCUAUGCUGAAAGUUUUAUUUUUAAAGAGUAAAAUAUAUUCUAUAUGAAUUCAUCUCAAAUGACUUCGGUGGUUUUCUUCCCGGCAGAGUUGGAAGUUUGCAGGUGGAGCUCAGAUAUUGGAGGUGGCUUAUGGGGUGUCAGGGCCUGAGGUCCUGGGGCUUCUCUGGUCCAGGGCAGGAAAAUAUCCAAGUUCUGAACUUCAGUUGUAUAACUUCGGUCUGUUUAUUCACCUAGCAAGUGAGGAUGAUGCUCAGCAAUCAGCUAUUGGCCGUAUGCUUGGUAACGAGAUCGGGGUUAGUGGCUAGUGCACAAAAAUGAUACAAGCGUUUUUGGUCUCAAACCCUACUGUGUGACUCAAGAGCCAUAAUAAUCUAAGCCUACCCACCUCUGCAGAUUCAUCUCCCACCUUCCUGUUUCAGCAGCAU